This is a messenger RNA of Prorocentrum cordatum, 378 nucleotides long. The record is from the annotation of a GenBank genome assembly. Lineage: Eukaryota; Dinophyceae; Prorocentrales; Prorocentraceae.
AUGGCCGCGUCAUGCGAAGAAGUCAACCGAAUACGAGGCAGAGCCUUGCGUGCAACCGGUGUACGAUAUUCACCGACAAGGGGUACAUACAUACAUAUAUAUAUGUGUAUAUAUAUAAACAGAAGGAGCAUUCCAGGCGAGAGUACCGAGGAGUGCGUGAGGGCGGCGAGCACCGCGAAGGUGAUGCUGGCGUCUUGCGGUGACGAAUUGCCGGGCAAGUGGUGCUGCAACAGGAUGUCGGGCGCGUUGCACGCUGGCGUCGCAGUCCAGGCGGUGUACGCGAAGGGCGAGGUCGCCUGGGAUAGUAUCUGCAAGCCUGCGUGGACGACGGGAAACAAGGACGGCAACGACGUGUUCUGGGCACGGGAGCCGCAAUGA